Cuculus canorus (common cuckoo) is the source of this 5983-nucleotide messenger RNA. It is a transcript of the gene SSUH2, whose product is annotated as ssu-2 homolog. The coding region runs from base 3801 to 4916 and encodes 371 amino acids. Gene Ontology annotation, molecular function: heat shock protein binding. The record is from RefSeq and is a predicted model, not a curated record. The transcript has 14 exons. NCBI's taxonomy places the organism in Eukaryota, Metazoa, Chordata, Aves, Cuculiformes, Cuculidae.
GAGUGGGUGAGCUCGAGAAGCCUCUUGCAGGUUUCUGGAUAUCUUCAACUGGGAAAAGCCCAGGUGGGUCUGUGGACCCCCCUCCUCUGUUUGCUGACUGCAAGAUGCAUCUGCCAGUGCCUCACAGCUCCAGGAUCCAGGGCUGUCCCACCUGCUUUGGAGCUGAUUGCGCCCCGCGCAGCAGAUACAGAGGACCUGGCACAGUAUACUAGCCUGGGAUGCCUGUAGGAUUGCUCUGGAUAUCACCUUUGCUGUGACAGGGACCAAAACGUAUAUUUAAAAAAUUCUUUCAAAAGUACGCGAUGCCAGCUAACCCCCCCUGGUCAUCCUCUUUCUUUUUUUGAACCGUGACAUCAACAAAUAACUUUGUUGUGUGAAGACAACACGGCAGGGUCUCUUUGACAUUGCUUUUGCAACCAUUCUCCAAGGUGGAGGGGACACACAAAACUGGGAGUUUAAUAUGGGAUGAUGAAACAAGUUUCUUCUGCUUUCUGAGAAAAGAAAGCUAUUGUACAUCUCCAACACGUUUCUCAGAACAAAGAGGAAACUGUGCGGGAAGAGACAUAAAUCAUUGUACAGCAAUUUAAGUACUGAAAAUUAUGGGGGUGAUUCAAAACCUAUAAAUCUCUAGAAAUUUUUUCAGAUGGGGAUAAAUCAAGCCUCAAUUUCUUUGAGAAAACAAGAGCCAAUUUAUACCGAUUUGAGUCAAAACUAUUAAUGCAGACCUAGCUGUGUAGUAGAACCAUUGUACACAGCUACUCAAGGAAACAAAAAGCAUUAGGAAACAACAAAUAAACCACCUCAAUAAAGUUAGAAAUGAAGUCAGGCUUUCCUGGGGGUUUUGGACGGAGGUCAAUUGCUGUGCCUGUGUCCCUUAGUAUGGCUUUCACUGAGGUGGAAAGAUAAAGCAACAAUGUCAAUAGUGAGGUUUUAGUGCUGAUGGCUGGGGUAGAAAGUGUCAGAACGUGCCUGAAAGUCUGUCAUAUCAGUCUGAUGCUGAGGUGUUGAUAAGGAUUAAUAUGAAACAGUUUCUCACUAAAAGCGUCUGUCAUAUCUGUAAAUAUUAUUUUAGUUAACUGUCCAUCUGUACUCAGGUCAGGUUUUACUUUUUUAGCAUAGAUAAGCAUCUGUAAAGGUAACCUCAGGCUUUUUUUUUAGUGCUGGGUUUAGAUGAGAGGCAGUUUUUCUUCUGUUUGGAGGGGGAGGUGACACCUGGUGGUAAGGGAAGGCUUGUCUCUGGGGCAAAUGGGCCAGGAAGAUGGUCACAGCACCUUUCUUGUCCCAGCUUGGGGCAUGGUUUAAUUAAAUUGAAAGGAAGUACUUUCCAAAAAUGUGCUCCCAGCAAAGCACAAAUGCCAGCAGUAAGCACCUAGUACAUGCUUAAAUAAUGCUUUAUAGCUACACAUUCAGUACAGCCAUUAUCCAGAUCCUUGUCAGGGUAGGAACCAUACCACAUGUGUGCAUAGUUGUGAGGUAGACAAUGUGCAGUGGUAUGUGCUGUGUGGAUGAGGCUAUGUAUUUUUAAGUCGAUGCAGGGGUGUUGAGCGCUCGGAAAGAAGCAGAGUUCAGUGAUGCUGGUCACAGAAGAUGAGAGCAAUCUCUGUACCACAGUUAAUGCUGCAUGCUUCCUCGCUAGCAGGAGUUUUUCUUACUCUUCUUGUUUUUGUCUUCUACCCCCCACACAAGCUGUGCCAAGGAGGUCUGCUAUGGGCAGAUGGGACAGGUACUGGCCUGGGGCAUACGAAUAUCCAUGUCUUUACUCAACCACCCAGAGCCCUGUUAAGCUGAAUGAUAAAUUUCCAUUCUCUGGUGUGAUUCACACUGCUAAAUGUAACUGUGUUGGAGGUUAUACUUGUAUAGACUGUCUGAACAUAAUUAAAACCAGCUUGCGUUUUGCGCUGUUGAUAGUCUUAGCAAUAUUAAUUAUAUCCCCAAAUGAAGUUGCUAGUUUCCUCUGUCCAAUUUAGCAUCAUGCUACAGCAACUGAAAAAAACAAAUCUUGCUUGUCUGUCAUUACAAAAGACUUAAGUAUUCAGGGCAUGAGAUUCAUGUCACAGCCCAGUUGCCCUUUGGAGGACUGAGGUGGUUAACUAACUCUCCUGGUUAACUCCUGUGGAAGCCCUGAUGCCGUAGAGGAGGAGAGUUUGUGUGGGUUUCCUGAGCUAUGCUGGAGGUCAGCUCUUCCUUGCUUGCCUCUAUCAUUAUUCUUCCCAUUUUUAAGAAACUAUCCUGCCUGCCAGCCCCUGGCUCUGGCACUGGGCUACAGCAGCACCCUGCUAACACGAUUAACAUUGUCUGCGAUACCACACAGACACUGCAGCAAAGAGCAGAGCCCCUCCAGACACACUCAGCUAAUGGGCUUUAUUAACUUGAGAUCCAAUUAGGCACUUAAUGAGACACAUUAGGACUUGGAUUGGGAAAGGGUAAUCUGGUGUUAAUGACUGUGGCCAGGUCCUGCCCAUUCUGCUGCCCCUGCCAGUGCAGGGGUUGGUAGGGUUGGGGGAGCCACGGUGAGUGGGCACGCUGCAAAACAUCACUUCUGGACUCUGCUGGCUCCCCUGGCGGGCUCUGAAGCCCUGGCGGUUGCAAUGAGGCUCUACCCUUGCAAGUAGCUGGGUGUAGUUGGAGCCUUCAAUCUGUUUAGCUGGUUUCUGGGGCAAUAGUCACUGCUUUAUAAGCUUAAUAGCAUCACGCUGCUCCCUCUGUGUGCUCGUGGGUUGACGAUGGGCUUGGGGAGAGCAAAUGGAGAAAGCAACAAUGUGAGACACCCAAGUGUAGGGUAGGAAAAUCGAGGAUAACUUGUCUGCCAUGCAGUCACUAGCUCAUUGCACAGCUAUUGUGUUCCCUGGGGACUUGGCUUUGUUGAGGUACAGGGCUUGCACAGAGUCUGGCAAAAGAAAAGCACUGAAUAAAGCGUUGCUAAUGCCCUCUCUAGCAUCUGUACUUAAGUUAGCAGCUGUUAAUAAUUAUACUCGAUACUGGGAAAGAAGCUAACACCAAAAACUUUGAAUACGGGGAAUACUCUUGCGAUGCUCCAGAGGAACCUGACUCUGCGCAGGUGUGUAGGCACCUUGCUCUCUCCAGAGUGAACAGUGCCUUGAGCCCCAGCUCGACAGCUGAGGCCAUGGUGAGUACAUCUUGUGUCUCACACUGCUGGAUUUCAACCAUAUUCUAAUGGGGUCUGAAGUAUCUUAUGGUCCCUUUACACCCCUCUAGCUACUACUUUGGUACCAGUAAAAUUUUGGAAAUCAGUUUCUACGAUUUCUAUGAUUUUUCAGUGAUUUCUAUGAUUUCUUCCUCUCCAGUGAAGCUCCGUUUUGAGAAGCUAGCAUGGUGUGCAUGGGCUGCCUGGCAGUCUACUUCCUGGCAAGCUGCUGCUUCAUCCAGCUUUGACAUUAAUUCAUUAAUUCCCAACAUCUACAUUGUUUGGCAGAGGGGAGUGGCUCACGGGGGCUGGGUUUCGUUACUAUGAGCACAGAAUUUGCAGAAAACAAUGUAUUCCAGAGGAGACUGCUGGGACAAGAUCAUCUCUGCUCCUAGCUUUUGAAAAUGGAACAAGAAAUGAAAGCAGACACUUGUAAGGCCCAGUCCUGGGCUCUCCCGGGCCAAGGAGAGAGCUGAGGACCUGCAAGGCUUUGUCAGCUACACAGGGUGUCAGUGUUGUUCCACUUCAGCAAAGGGACUGAUCUAGAAAACAAGACACUGGAAAAGCACAGCAGCUCCUCUGACUGUAUAUUGGCCUGUGGCACAGGUUUGGUCCCUACACGCACUUUUCAGCCUCGAGGCUUCCUCACUCACUGAUGUUCUCUUGGACUAAAGGUGACCUGGACCUGGACCCAGAGCCAAGACAUCCGUUGAUGUCUUCUGCCCCUCCAGGCCAGCUGGAUGACGGUGCGUGGGUCGUCCAGGGCAGAGGAGUAAAGCCCCUGCCAUCACCUUUGGACUCACCAGGCAAGCCUGAGGAGCAAAGGAGCAGAUCCUCUUUCAUGCAGCCCAGCGUGCCCCUGAUGACUGAGGCGGUAGCCAGGCAAGCCCUUCUGCACUUUGUGGCCUCCCAGUGCUGCUACGGGAGCAGAGCCGCAGGAGAGCUGGCCAUCCGGCAGCUGUGGCAGCUGGGGACGUACCGAUAUCGACUGGAGACGUUCAGUGAGUCGAGGUUAAGUGAGUGGGCGUUUGAGCCAUUUACCAAGCCCAGAGCAGCCAACCCUGCUGGAGACAGCCCCCUGGACCCCUGGCGUGUGGAGGUCAGGGCCCCUCCGCUCUUCCAGGGCCAGACGCGACGCUGCCGGGUGCCCCAUUCGACGCUGGUCAGGGACUGUCACAGAUGCCAUGGUCACGGCCGGUCCAAGUGCGGAGAGUGUCAUGGCGCAGGUCGGACAAGGUGUGUCACGUGCAAGGGAUCCCGAUGGAGGCUAAAGCAGCAAAAGAGGUGUCAGCUUUGUUCGGGUACAGGUCACAACAGGUGCAAUACCUGUUCUGGCCGGGGCAGCAAGACCUGUGCAACCUGUCAGGGAGAGAAAAAACUCCAACAUUUCAAACAGGUGGUGGUAACCUGGAAGAACAAUGUCUUUGAAUUUAUUUCUGAUCAUCAACUGAACUUCCCAGGAGAGCUGCUUAGCAAAGUCAGUGGAGGAAAUAUAUUUAAAGAUGAAAAUGUGGUGGUAUACCCCAUUAUUGACUUUCCUGAUCCCGAGAUCUCCCUGGCCUCGCAGCGAGCCAUUGCAGAACACAGGACAGCAUUUGCCACAUCCUCCCGCAUCCUCCGGCAGCGUCAAACAAUUGAAGUAAUCCCUAUCACAGAAGUUCACUACCAGUAUUCGGGGAAGCCUUACAUCUACUACAUCUAUGGGCUUGAAAACAAGGUCUAUGCACUGGACUACCCCGAGAGGUGCUGCUGUGGCUGCACCAUCAUCUAAAACUCGUUGCUAGGAGAAAAGCACAAUUACAGCAACAAUCGCCCACCAGAACCCCUGUGCCUGUGGGGACUUGGGGAUGCUCCAGGGUUGCCAUUACCCAGUAGGACACGGACCUUUCCUGCAGCACGGGGUGUGCUUGCAUCUACAACAGAGGACUACAAAUCAAAUUAAGAGGAAGAAAGCCGUUAUGCCCCUUCUGCCAAACCACUUGUGUCUCAGACCUGGGGUCAGCUCCAAGGGUCUCACUGGGCGCAGGAUCAGGCCUUUGCAUAAAGAUUUCCCCCUGUGGAUGUUUUCCUCUCCAGUUGCAAUGCUGUAUCAUUAGUAAAGCAUAUUAACAGGGAUAUUUUCAGUCCAGCUAUGCAGUUUAUGACUGGUGCCUUUCUUUCCCUUUUUAAUUUGUAAUUUUUCCUGAGUUGCUACAUAAUCUAUAAUGAUGUAUUUCAAAAUCUAUGCAAUUAUCAAAUCUAACUUUAGAGGAUUUCAUUUUAAAAUACCUGGUAACACCAUCUGAGGGGUCAUUGUACCAAUACAAAAAUUAUUGUUUGAGAGUAAAAGGCUUUUGCAGUAGCUGUUGUGUGCAAUAUCCUCAGUAGCUGCAGGGAUGGGGAGAGCAGGGGGCUGGGGGAGUGGACAUAGGGUCACCCCUAUGCCUCUGGGCUGGAGGGGGUGAGCUCUGCUCCUCGGGACAUCACCCACUCCUGGUCCUCAUCCAGACAAGAAGCAUUGGCUGAAGUGCUAGUUGGCUCACCGAGGCAGUUCUGCCACGUCCGCCUCUUUUUCUAUUUUAUCACCAAUCUUGCAGUAUUUAUCUCAGAAAAGCUUGCAGGAGAAUCUGGGCUUGCUUUGGGUUUAAAGCUAAUUUAGUUUAAGUGCAAACACUUGUGUUUGCUUGCACGUUUCUAAACUUUUUAGGGUCUGUUUUCUUCUUCAACUCUUCGAGUUCUACACCGCAAACAGAAAGACAACCACAACUCAUAUUUAAAACCAAACCAAACAACCUCCUCUCCUCCUCUGUGUUUUUUUUUUAUGUAGUUCUUUUGCUGUCUGGGGCCUAGCGGAGGGUU